UGCGUACUUCUCACUUCCCUUUUCGACCUACCAGUUUUGCGUUAUUAGGCGGCGUGCCAAAAUACAUCGUCCGUAUGUAAGUAAUCAACAUUGCGAUUGUAAUUCAUCAGUAUUCUCUUUUACGGCAAUAACUUUGACUCAUUCAAGUUAAUACAACACCGUUACUUUAGUUGAAAGACUUUUUUUUCGUCGGGCUUUGAAGUGUGCGAAGGCGGCAGCCAGCAUCCGCCCGUUACCAAGAUUCAGUCGACUGACAACAAUGAUCCCUCCUUCCACAGCUGAGAGGAUCAGAGUGAUUUGGACAGAAUGACCGUCCUCAAAGUCUUGGGAGAGAAGAACCAGAACCUGAUCGUAUCGUUGCAGAGACCAAGCGGAAGUGAGGCGAGCAGCGACUAGCCGAGGACCUGAGACGUUAUGUGAGACUUGUGUCGAGCACACUGCUGACAAAGCGCUGGCAAUAAAUACAUGAGGCCAUUGUUGAUUAAACCCAAGGACAUACACGCAUACAGAUUGACAGCAUCGCUCAUUUCCACAAGUUGAGCGACCACUACAAUGAAGCGUCUGUGAUGAUUUCAUAACCACCAGGACAGGACUACAAAUUACUUUCUAGGAAAAUUAUAAUGCUCACUCACAUAUUUACCUGCUUCAUAGACCCAUGACUGCUCUAGAUUGACACAUGCUAGUAUAAAAAUAGCUAAGAUUCUUCCCAAAUAAAACAACAACAACAACAACAAAAAAAAAAUCGCCAAGGGGUGAUACUUGCAGAAGCAACCAUGAACGGUAUGACGGAGACAUCGGUGAAGUGUGUCCUGGUCGGGGACAGCGCAGUGGGCAAGACGGCCCUUUUGGUCCGCUUUACUUCAGAGACCUUCCCGGACAGCUACAAGCCCACUGUGUAUGAUAACACUGGGGUGGAGGUGUACAUGGACGGCGUUCAGAUCAACUUAGGGCUGUGGGACACGGCGGGCAACGACACCUUUAAACAGAUCCGACCUAUGUCCUACCAGCAGGCCGACGUCGUACUCAUCUGCUACUCUGUGGCCAACCCCAACUCUCUGGCCAGCGUCCAGCACAAGUGGAUUGGUGAGGUGCGGGCGAACUUGCCCCGGGUGCCGGUGCUGGUCGUGGCCACCCAGACGGACCUUCGGGAGAUGGGGCCGCAUCGGGCCAGCUGCAUCACAGCGGCGGAGGGGAAACGUGUGGCUCAUGAGGUGCGGGCUAAAGGCUACGUGGAGUGCUCGUCCCUCAGCAACCGUGGUGUGCAGCAGGUGUUUGAGUAUGCUGUGCGGACUGCCGUGAACCAGGCCAGGAAGCAGGCAAGGCGACGCAUGUUCAGUAUGAACCAGUGCAAGGUCUUUUGACGCUGAACCUUGACUGCCUGGAAACCCGAGUGGUCAUGGGACAUUUACCACAAAGAACUGUACAAAAGUGUGUGUGAUCAUGAUGUUCAAACUCAUUGUGGCCUUGGAGUUGUGCUCCUGUAGGAACCCCUUAGAAGCCCCAAACUUUGGAUUUCUUAUUCUUAUACAGGGCCCUUUCCUGCUUAUUGAGUGCCCCGCCUUGCUAGCCUCCCCUCAGUUCAAACACUUUUUACAACUGAGGGGGCAUUUGUUUUAUCUGAGGGUGCUCUACACCUUGGUACACCAUCAUGUGAAUAUUCCCAAGUGGCAGUCCUGCUUCUCUGUGGUCCAAGGAGAACAGAAGAAGUGAAGAGAACGUGCACAGCUCCAGGUUUUUCUGAUCAAACUGUUUUUUUUUUUUUUUUUUUUUUUUUAAAUGAACCAGUACCUUGCAGGUUAUCUCCACCGAAGCAUCAAAGGAUUUGACAGCAUUUUUGAAAGAUGCCCUUAAAAACCUUUUUCCAUGAAGGACUUAAAAUGAAAUAUUAAAAUUAAAUUCUUAAAUGUUUUUAUAUAUAUAAAUGAUUUCU
Messenger RNA from Myripristis murdjan (pinecone soldierfish), 1930 nucleotides. RefSeq names its product ras homolog family member H (gene rhoh). The record is from RefSeq and is a predicted model, not a curated record. The transcript is spliced from 2 exons. Gene Ontology annotation, molecular function: GTP binding; GTPase activity. Gene Ontology annotation, biological process: small GTPase-mediated signal transduction. Bases 774 to 1361 code for a protein of 195 amino acids. Lineage: Eukaryota; Metazoa; Chordata; Actinopteri; Holocentriformes; Holocentridae.